Molecule: messenger RNA, 5679 nt
Organism: Anopheles maculipalpis
Lineage: Eukaryota; Metazoa; Arthropoda; Insecta; Diptera; Culicidae
Exons: 12
Coding region: 26-5677 (1883 amino acids)
Biological process (GO): peptide catabolic process; proteolysis
Cellular component (GO): cytoplasm
Molecular function (GO): zinc ion binding; peptide binding; metalloaminopeptidase activity
Source: RefSeq, a predicted model, not a curated record
AGAUUCGUGAACCAUCAGUACCGGAAUGAGUAGGAUUGUCGGGAUCGCCAUCUUGGCGAUCGGUUUAGCCAGUUUCCAGAGCAAUCUUAAUGUGCAUUGUACUCCAUUGCAUCCGAAACUGUUUGGUUUGGAGGAGCACGAACCACGCGCCCAACUAGAUCACUACCGGCUAAACGAUGACGUGUGGCCGACUCAUUACGAUAUCGAAAUUAAACCAUAUUUUGAGCCAGAACCCGACAAGGAGGCAUUUACGUUCGAUGGCAGCACUGCCAUUACUGUCACCGCAACAAAAGAGAACGUUACGCAAAUUAAACUGCACAAGGCGCAUAUGACCAUUGCGUCCUGGAGCGUGAUGCGUAAAAGCAACAGCAUGGUAGUACGCAGCAUCAACGAAACGUACGACGAGGAAACGCAAAUACUUACGCUACAUCUGAACGAAACUUUGCUCAAGAAUGUGGAAUAUCUCAUGGUGUUCAAUUACGUCGGUGUGAUGGAGGAAAAUAUGCGAGGAUUCUACCGAAGUUACUACAUGGAGAAUGGAACGAAAGUGUGGCUUGGAUCGACCCAGUUCGAACAGAUGGAGGCACGCCGAGCAUUUCCGUGCUUUGACGAGCCCAAGUACAAGGCAACGUUUCAGCUGAAGCUUAACUACAAGCAUCUCGAAUACAAGGUGUUCUCCAACACGCCCAUCCAGAGCAGUGUACCUAUCGCAAACAAUCGUACACUGACAACGUUUAGCAUCACACCAAAAAUGUCCAGCUAUCUGUUAGCGUUCAUCGUUGCACCAUACAACACCAGCGGAGAUAAUCUCGUGCGUGUUCUAUCGCGCCCUGAAGCCACCAAUCAGACGGCGUACAGUGUCGGCGAGGGUGCAGAAUUGCUGCAAGCCUUGGGUAACUGGGUACAGUAUCCAUUUAACAAUGUGACGGAAAUUACCCACAUGUACAUGGCGGCCGUGCCCGAUUUUGCUGCCGGAGCGAUGGAAAACUGGGGCUUGAUCACCUACCGCGAAUCAAGCUUACUGUACGUACCGGAAGAUGCCACCAGACUACAGCAGCAACGCAUCGCCACCAUCAUUUCGCACGAGCUGGCUCACCAGUGGUUCGGUAACCUGGUCACUUGCGAAUGGUGGGACGUGACGUGGCUUAAUGAAGGGUUUGCUACCUUCUUCGAGUACUUUGGCACUGCGUUGGUUGAGCCGAGCUGGGAGCUCGAUCAGCAGUUUGUGGUCGAGAAACUGCACACUGCAAUGCAAGCGGAUAGCUCACUGCUGACGCAUCCAAUGACACAUCCGGUUUACACGCAGUCACAAGCAAGCGCCAUAUUCGAUAGCAUAUCCUACAACAAAGGAGGAGUUGUGUUGCGAAUGUUGGAACACUACAUGACGAAGGAGGUGUUUCAAGCCGCUAUAAGAGAAUAUGUGAAGGAUCGUCAAUUCGCAUCAUCACGUCCGGAGCACCUUUUUGCGGUGCUGAAUAAAUACAAUGUCAGUGCAAGCACGUACAUGAGCCCAUGGACAACACAGCCAGGAUUCCCGCUCGUAACCGUCACCGGGAGCGAAAACGGAUUUACCAUCACUCAGCAACGAUUCCUUACGAAUGGAACCACUCAGAACGAUAAACUGCUCUGGCCAUUGCCAAUCACCUACGCAACCAAAGCGGAUGAAUUCGACACCACUAAACCAACGGUUGUCGCUACCGAGUCGUACAACAUUUCCCUUGCUGAUGCUUCCUCCGUGCAGUACUUCAUACUGAACAACCAACAAGUGGGCUACUAUCGAGUGCACUACGAUGAAGUAUUAUGGGAAAAGAUCAACAAAGCUCUUCGCAGCAGAGGUUUCGGAGGCAUACAUGUGCUUAACCGUGCGCAAAUCGUCGACGAUCUAUUUAAUCUGGCCAGAGCAGAUCUGCUUGGAUAUCGGAAAGCGUUGGACUUGUUGGAAUACCUUUCGGAGGAAACCGAGUACGUUCCUUGGGUGGCUGCUGCCACCGGACUGGCUACACUGUCGCUGAGAAUACAUCCCGAAGAUGAGCAACUCUUUUCGGUAAGUGUGCGUGUAAAUUGUCAAUACGUUUUGAGCAUGUUUGAAAAAGUCUACGAGUAUGUUCAAUUCCAAACUCCUGCACCCCAGGAGCGUCGUUUGCACACUUACUUGCGACGAGUGGUACUCGACUGGACCUGCCGCUACGGACAUGAGGAUUGUACUAAGAGUGCAUUGAAAGAAUUUGAAGCAUUCCGUGCCAAUUCGAGUGCAAAGGUUCAUCCCGAUCUUCGCCAGGUGGUGUACUGUGAAGGUGUACGCAGGGGUUCGAUCGAGCAGUUUGAUUUUCUGCUAAAUCUAUACCUCACGACCAAUGUGGCUACCGAACAACAACUCACGCUACAGGGAAUGAGCUGCGCAACGGACAAAACAGUAGUGCACAAAUUUAUGAACCUCACAAGUUCUUCGGAUGUGCGCAGUCAGGAUAAGAGUGGCGCGUUUGCCAUGUUGCUUAACAAUCAAGGGGCGCUGGAACCGGCCGCUUCCUUCCUUGUGGAAAACAGUGCACGUUGGGCUGAAGCUCACGGCGGCUAUGAAUAUGUUGCGAUGGCUCUGGGUGGUAUCCUAUCGCGAGUGAAGAACGAAACCGUGAGAAACACUGUAGCACAAUUUGCCGAAGAAAGCAAACAAGUGCUGGGACCGGAUGCGUACGAGCUCAUCAUCAAAGGUUUGGAGGAAUUCGACAACAAUCAACAGUUUACCAUGAGUCACCGAAAUGAGAUACUUGGCUUCCUCACACUCAAAGCUGCCAGUGGCGGCGCAUCGCGAACUGUUAUCUUUAACCUCGUUAUAGCGAUGUGUUUGGCACUGGUGAUGGCAUUUUGGAUGACAUUGGCGGAAAAACUAGCGCUGGUGGCAAUAGUCACCUAUGUCUGUGUUGCGAUAUCUCGCGCAAGUCCACUAGAUCCGGAACGUUACUUUUUGGUGGAGGUCGAACCACGUGCUCAGCCGGAAGAGUAUUUAUUGAACGAUGAUGUGUGGCCUUUACAUUACGAGAUUGAAAUCAAACCGUAUCUGGAACCCGAAGGAAACAAGCUACAGUUUACAUUUGAUGGUAGUGCGAAGAUAACGGUCCACACCCAGAAGCAGGAUGUGCGACAGAUUAAGCUGCACCAGGCAAGGAUGAAUAUCAGCGCUUGGAGCGUUACGCGCAAAUCGGACAACACCGUGAUACCAACACAGCAGGAGAUGUAUGACGAGGAAACGGAAAUUUUAACGCUGCCCUUGAGUACAGCUCUGGAAGUAAACGUGGAGUACGUGCUGUCGUUUACGUACGUCGGCAACAUGGAUGAGGAUAUGCACGGUUUCUACCGUAGCUACUAUUGGCAGAACGACGUGAAGGUGUGGAUGGGAUCGACACAGUUCCAGCAGACCCACGCGCGUCGUGCUUUCCCUUGCUUUGAUGAGCCAAAGUUUAAGGCCACCUUCCAGCUAAAGCUCAACCACAAAACGCAGUACAAUGUGUACUCCAACACACCGAUCGUGAGCUCCACGACCCCAGAAGUCGGCCGCAGCCUAACAACGUUUGGAAUUACUCCGACGAUGUCGUCGUACCUGGUAGCAUUCAUCGUGGCGCCCUAUGAGGUGAACGAACGUAGCGGUAUGGGUAUUCUCGCUCGACCGCAGGCUAGGAACCAGACGGACUACAGUUUGAGUGUAGGGAUCGAUCUAUUGAAGGCACUCGGUGACUGGAUUGACUAUCCUUACUCCAAUGUCCCUGCAAUGACGCGCAUGUAUAUGGCUGCUGUACCAGACUUUUCGGCCGGAGCCAUGGAAAACUGGGGACUGCUCACUUACAGAGAAACGAACAUACUCUACCGUUCGGAUGAUUCAACCAGCUUGCAGCAACAGCGUAUUGCAGCCGUUAUUUCGCACGAGAUCGCUCACCAGUGGUUCGGUGAUCUUGUCACUUGCGAAUGGUGGGACGUGACCUGGCUGAACGAGGGUUUCGCCCGCUACUAUCAAUACUUCGGUACCGCACUAGUCGAGACGGAUUGGGAUCUCGAAGACCAAUUUGUGGUAGAACAACUCCAGGGUGUGAUGCAGAUGGACAGCUUGAUGUCCACCCAUCCUAUGACGCAUCCCGUGUACACGCAAUCGCAGGUCAGCGGUAUAUUUGAUAAUAUUUCCUACAACAAGGGAGCGGUUACGUUGCGCAUGAUGGAACACUACCUCGGUACGGUCAAGUUCCAGACCGCUCUGCGGGCAUACAUUAAGGAUCGUGCAUUUAAAACCACACGUCCAGAGGAUCUGUUUAACGCGCUGAAUCGCUACGAUCCAGGUGCCAGAAGCUUUAUGGAACCAUGGACGGUUCAGUCCGGCUACCCACUGGUAACCGUUACCAGCCGUGACGGUGGAUUCACUCUCACCCAGAAACGCUUCCUGGUCAACGAACCGGAUCACACAGAUCAGACGACCUGGCCCUUGCCUAUUACCUAUGCAACGGAUGCGAAUGGAUUUGCCAAUACGGUCCCCAUCAUUUUUUCUGAAAGGACGAUGGAAGUUGAUGUCCAGGGUGCUACGGACCUUAAGUACUUCAUUCUAAACAAUCAGCAAGUUGGCUAUUACCGUGUAAACUACGACGCCAUUUUGUGGGGAAAGAUAAGCAAGGCGCUGAACAGCGAAGGAUUUGGAGGCAUUCAUGUACUUAACCGUGCCCAGAUUGUUGACGAUCUGUUCAAUUUGGCGCGUGCAGAUAUUGUACCGUACGGUACGGCAUUGGAAAUUCUGGAAUAUCUGAAGGAUGAAACCGAUUAUGCGCCAUGGUUGGCGGCCAUCAACGGUCUCACUACGCUGUCACGCAGGGUUCACGCAGACGAUGAAAAACUAUUCACGCUGCACAUCUUGGACAUCUUUUCUAAGGCAUACGACACUGUCCAGUUCAAAGCGCCAAGCGCAACCGAACGACGAGUCUUUACGUACAUGCGUCAGAAUGUACUUCAAUGGGCUUGCAACUAUGGACAUGACGAGUGCAGCAAAGCGGCGGUAGCCGAAUUCGACAGAUACCACAAAAAUCCUUCCGUCAAAGUUCAUCCUGACCUGCGCCAGGUAGUAUACUGUGAAGGAAUUCGUAAAGGUUCGAUGGAGCACUUCCAAUUCUUGUGGAACGAAUAUUUGACGACAAACAUGGCUACGGAGCAGAUUCUUAUACUGCAGGGUUUGAGCUGUGCUUCAACGAAUGAAAUGAUUACCGCUAUGUUGGAACAAAUCGUUUCGCCGCACGUUCGACUGCAAGAUAAAAGUAACGCAUACACGUACGUCAUCAAUAACCCAUACACGCUACCACACGUUUCACGCUAUCUCCAGCAAAACCAUGCCAAAUGGGUCUUAGCCUUCGGUAGCUACUCGAAUGUUGCUUCUGCAUUUAACAAUCUUCUCGCCCGUCUGAAGAGUGACAGUGAGCGGGAUGCGAUCAGUACUUUCGUCGAGGCAAACAAGGCUACUCUUGGCCAAGCUGCAUACGAUUCGAUUAAGACCGGAUUGGCGGAAUACGAAACCAACAAACAGUUUACUCUUCGAAACCGCGGCGAGAUCAGUGAGUUCCUGGACAAGAAGAUCAAUGGUGGUGCGGCAACCAUGAUUGCUAAUGUAUCGAUGAUUGUUGGACUGCUGAUGCUGGUCCUAGCGCGUUGGUAAUU